This is a messenger RNA of Rotaria sp. Silwood1, 502 nucleotides long. NCBI's taxonomy places the organism in Eukaryota, Metazoa, Rotifera, Eurotatoria, Philodinida, Philodinidae. The record is from the annotation of a GenBank genome assembly.
UUCAAAUGUUUAUUCAUCUCGUGGUGAAUUUGAACUAGGAAGAGAUAAUCAACAUAGGCAAAUAAACAAAUUAAAACACAAGGUCAAAGUAGGAUUAUCAUGGACUGAAGUAAAUGGUGAAUUAGUGCAAUUUAAAGCUCAUGAUCGUUUUCAUCCAACGUCAUCAGAAAUCUAUGCUGAACUAGAUCGAUUAUCUUCUGAAUUAAUUCAACACGAUCAUGGACUUGAUUCAAGUUGGAUAACUCGUUCAAUGAAAGAAGAUGAAAUUAUUGAAUCGGUUUUAUGUGGACAUAGUGAGAAAUUAGCAAUUGCAUUUAAUUUCAUUCAACAACCUAUUCCAUCGAUUAUUCAAAUUACUAAAAAUCUUCGUGUCUGUGGUGAUUGUCAUGAAGCUAGAAAGUUGAUCGCAAAAAUUCGACAACGUCAUAUUAUUGUUCGUGAUGCUAAUCGUAUUCACCAUUUCUAUUCAAGUGGACAAUGUUCGUGUCAAGAUCAUUUUUAA